Messenger RNA from Exophiala oligosperma, 2135 nucleotides. RefSeq lists its product as uncharacterized. Bases 798 to 1175 code for a protein of 125 amino acids. The record is from RefSeq and is a predicted model, not a curated record. The transcript has 2 exons. Lineage: Eukaryota; Fungi; Ascomycota; Eurotiomycetes; Chaetothyriales; Herpotrichiellaceae.
CAUCGGUUCACAUGCGUGUCGCGACGCAGUUUUUGAACUACAUCCGCCGACCUCAUCUGGAUAGGUAGUUCGCUUUCGAGAGCCCAUCCUCAAAGGGUUGAAGACUGGCCGAUGACGUGUGUGCGUGCUAUUUUUGACAAGGCUAUUUUGUUUACACCAUCGACCUCCGGCGGUCAUCUUGACGAGUUCUUGACGAGUUCUUGACGAGUCUUGUCGCCCUCAUCUUAUCUCCCACUUCUGCCGGUUGAAUGACAAAGUGUGCUUUCUGGGGCGCGAAGGAAGUUAAGUGACCGAUAACUGUUCCAUCCAUUGAGACCCUCACUGUUUGAAUCUAUCUGUCGAUUUUGCAGAUUGAAGUAUUGGCAUAAAACGAACGCCUUCCUCUGUUGAACACACACUAGAUCCAGUCAAUACCGCUCCGCUGACAAGUGGCCAGCAAAUCUCAUCGUCACCAAUUCCCACCCCUCUUCUCUUUAAUGGCUUUUGCCCACAGCAGUCACCUCCCUCAUCGAGAACAGCAAACCGCGACCCUGUCAAAACUUGUCUCCAGACGCUUCACCGUUUUCGGCCCUGGAACCUUGCCUGUUCCCACGUCCUGCCUGCUUCUUCUUAUCCUCGCUUGUACCCUCCGUACGACGACCCUGACCGCUGCAUUCUUUUCCGUUUAGAUCGCUCCUCCUUGUCAACCUGAUGCCUUCCCUCACAAGACUUCUCGACAUUAUCCGCUCAUACACCUGGAGAGAAAACAAGGAGACCAAGCUCGAUCGCUUCGACGGUGCGGUGCAGACUGGUCGGCAAUGGCCACACAAGAGAAUGUGCGCUGGCUGAUAAGGUUGAGUUCAUUGACAGUGACGCAGAUGAAGCUGUUGAGAUGUGGAAAAUGCCAUCAAUGUUCUAUCUAUACAUGCCUAUUUGGUGUUCAGCCGCUGUCGAGAUUAAGAGCAGAGCAGCUACCAAACUCAACAAGAUGCAACUCGGGGAUGACAUACUUCAUAGUCUACAAACAAGGCGGUUCAAAAGCGCCGGCAAACAUCUCGUCGAUGCAUGAAUACUGUCGUGGGUUAUUAUUGCCUGUCCGACUCGAGAUUGUCGGUACCUGGGAUUUUGUGGAUUUGAGGAGCUCCGCAGGCAUUCAAGACCUGCACGCACAUCACUGUUCAAGAUCGAGUCACUGAGCUCUUACAACGGCUAGGAAUAGACCGCAUUUGACAUGGACAUCGCCAACCGCCAUGAACCAGGACUCAUCCUUCCUGGUGUGCAGCAUUGGUACUGCCACUCCUCGGAUGGGGGUCUCAUUCGUGCCAGAGUCGAUCUGCUUUACAAGAGAACGCCGUGGCACUACUGUCGUAGCUGGUGCAUCAUCGGCGUACCGACCCUCUACCGGCAAUGUCAGAUGAAUGUUUAGCAUGAAUCUGUCAUUCCAAGAGUCUCCAUGUCAGACUACGACAGAGAGACACCGACUCAGACGAGAUUCAGUGUACAAGACGAAAAUACUGUACGGCCGGCCAAUGUACUGUACUGUACCAGCUUCUGCCUUAUUGUAAGGAGUUGUCUCGAAGGCCCAUGGGGUGUGACCGUCCUGUUCGUACGUACAGUCUUGUGCAAGCACAUGUCAGAGGACGAGGGGAGCGAAAAGUGGUCAGUGCGAGAAUCUAAGGCUCCCUUCCUUCUCCCCCCUCUCUCACUUGUCUGUCCUUCCUGGCUCUUUUCCACUUGUGUUAGUCCACAGGACACGACUCUAGCGACGUGAUCAGACAUGGCUAUGUUGCUCUACCAAAUACCGAAAGACACAGCUGGACGAGAUGAGUGACAACCAUGCCAAAUCUUCCAAUCCCCUACCCCGUUUGAGGAGCAGACAUCACCCUGCGACGGUCAGAUCCUUGGUGCAUUUUGGAUUGUGUGUCUCCUUCGGGGCGACGGCUCUUUGAGUUGAACCUUGCCCUCCAGACUAAAAUAUUGACUUUGCAAAAAUGACUCACUUUCGAAUGGCCGGCUGCCACAGUAUUUGGAAUCAAGACCAGGGUAUUUGGAAUCAAGACCAGGGUAUUUGGAAUCAAGACCAGGAAAACGGCAUAAUCCAGCCAUUCUAGCUUUUGGCAGAUCAAUGGUUUCUAAUGAUUAUCCCCUUUUGGUCC